AUUAAGAGUGAAGUAGAAGUAUACUUGUUCUGUGGAAGAAGAAAAGGAAGAGAAAUCACACAGAAAUGGGGACCACAAUUUUAGCUGAUGGAUUGGAGAAGAAGAGAAAGAUAGAGGAAGAAUGGAGCUCCAUUUACCUAUCCCUGACCCGACCCGACUUCCCUCCCCACUUCACAUUCGGCGUCGCCACCUCUGCUUUCCAGGUUGAAGGGGCUUGGAAUGAGGAUGGCAAGGGUUCCAGUAUUUGGGAUUCUUUUGCCCAUGUUCCUGGCAAUAUCUGUGAUGGAAGCAAUGCAGAUGUUGCUGUGGACAAGUAUCAUCGGUACAAGGAAGACAUUGAGCUGAUAGCCAAGUUGGGGUUUAAAGCUUACCGAUUUUCCAUAUCAUGGAGUCGUAUUUUUCCAGAUGGUUUCGGGACCGAAAUCAAUCUUGAAGGGAUAAGGCACUACAACAAUUUCAUCAAUGCACUUAUAGAAAACGAUAUUCAGCCGUAUGUAACACUUUACCAUUGGGAUCUUCCUCUAAAUCUUCUCAACUCCAUGGGUGGUUGGUUAAAUGAACAAAUUGUAAAAUACUUUGCCAUCUAUGCAGAAACCUGUUUUUCUAAUUUCGGCGAUAGAGUGAAAAAUUGGAUAACAAUAAAUGAGCCUCUUCAAACUGCUGUGAAUGGUUACUGUACUGGAGUGUAUGCCCCUGGAAAAUGUGGGAAUUCUUCAAGUGAAAUGUAUUUAGUUGCUCAUCAUCAGCUCUUAGCGCACGCUGAAGCUGUUUCCAUUUAUAAAAAUAAAUACAAGGAUAAGCAAGGAGGAGAAAUAGGCUUAGUUGUGGACUGUGAAUGGUCAGAGGCUCUAUCGGAUAGUAUAGAAGACAGAAAUGCUGCAACCAGGCGUCUCGAUUUUCAGCUCGGAUGGUACUUGGAUCCAAUCUAUUACGGGGAUUAUCCCGAAACAAUGCGUGAAAAGCUCGGAGAUUCCCUGCCACAUUUUUCGGAGAGGGAUAAAGAGUUGCUCAAUAACUCCAUAGACUUCGUUGGUCUAAAUCAUUACACAACUAGGUUUGUUCGUCAUGCAAAAACGGACCUUGAAGAUAAUGAUUUCUAUAGAGUCCAAGAGGCAGAUAGAAUUGCUGAAUGGGAAGGUGGAGAGAUGAUAGGCGAGAAGGCAGCCUCAUCUUGGCUUUACAUUGUACCUUGGGGUUUACGGAAAGUUCUCAAUUACAUUUGUACAAGGUACAACAACCCACCGGUGUACGUAACUGAAAACGGUAUGGAUGAUGAAGAUGAUUCCACAUCUCCAUUCCAUGAGAGGCUGGAUAAUAAAUUACGCGUUUCGUAUUACAAGGGGUACCUUGCAGCAGUUCAUCAAGCAAUUAAGGAUGGAUGCGAUGUGAGGGGCUAUUUUGCAUGGUCUUUAAUGGACAACUUUGAGUGGCAUCUUGGAUAUACCAAGCGGUUCGGUCUUAUUUACGUUGACUACCGAAACGGCUUGACCCGACAUCUCAAAUCUUCUGCUUAUUGGUUUUUGCGGUUCUUGAAAGACGAACAAGGUAAAAAUGGCAAAUUGGAUUAGCCAAUUGUGUCCAAUGGCAAUUUUCAUGCUUACACAUUUUGUAGGGCUGAACAUUAAGAACGAAUAUCAUUAUAGUGAAGCUAACCUUAUAACAAUCUGAACUUUU
Messenger RNA from Erythranthe guttata (spotted monkey flower), 1674 nucleotides. RefSeq names its product beta glucosidase 42 (gene BGLU42). Gene Ontology annotation, molecular function: beta-glucosidase activity. The record is from RefSeq and is a predicted model, not a curated record. Gene Ontology annotation, biological process: carbohydrate metabolic process. NCBI's taxonomy places the organism in Eukaryota, Viridiplantae, Streptophyta, Magnoliopsida, Lamiales, Phrymaceae.